UUUCAAAGAAAAUACCCCCAAAUUUUGUUGCAAUAUCGCCACAACAACUAAUUCCAAGUCAACUAAAGCGCAUUCACUACUUAAAUGUCCCCUCAAAUAUAAUUGCUUUCUCACUAUCACUUAUAAUUAUAAAUAAACCACUCCUCUCAAACACAACUCUCAUCGAAGUCACUUUCUCUCUCUUCCAAAUUUCGCAAAAAAAUGGAAAACCAAAUUCUGCCAAUUUCCUUGGUGCUCACAAUCACCUUUCUCUCACUACACAUCCUUAAAAAAAUCCUCCAAAACAAAAAACUCAACCCGCCGCCCGGCCCGAAACCGUGGCCCGUGAUAGGCAAUCUCAACCUCAUCGGCUCGCUCCCGCACCACUCCCUCCACUCCCUCUCCCAGAAAUACGGCCCGAUCAUGCUCCUCAAAUUCGGCUCGGCCCCGGUGGUGGUGGGCUCCUCCGUCGCCGCCGCUAAGAUCUUCCUCAAAACCAUGGACCUCACCUUCGCCUCUCGCCCCAAAACCUCCGCCGGAAAAAUCACCACCUACAACUACUCCGACAUCACGUGGUCCCCCUACGGCCCGUAUUGGCGUCAGGCCCGAAAAAUGUGCCUCAUGGAGCUCUUCAGCGCGCGGCGGCUCGAGUCGUAUGAAUAUAUUCGGGCCGAGGAGAUGAGCUCCCUUCUUAAAGAGCUCUUCGGGUUUUCGGGGCGGCCCUUUCUGCUCAAGGAUUGUCUGUCGACGGUGAGCUUGAACGUGAUCAGUAGAAUGGUGUUGGGAAGGAGGUAUUUGGACGGCGACGAGAACGCCGUGGUGUCGCCGGAGGAGUUCAAGAAGAUGUUGGACGAGCUUUUCUUGCUGAAUGGAGUUUUGAACAUCGGGGAUUUGAUCCCAUACAUCAAUUUCUUGGAUCUGCAAGGGUAUGUGAAGAGGAUGAAGGUGGUGAGCAAGAAAUUCGACCGGUUUCUGGAGCACGUGCUCGACGAGCACGAGGCGCGGCGGCGGACGACGGAGUACGUGAGCCGGGACAUGGUGGAUGUGCUCCUCGAGCUCGCCGAGGAUCCCACCUUGGAGGUCAAGCUCGAGAGGCACGGGGUCAAAGCCUUUACUCAAGAUUUAUUGGCGGGCGGGACGGAGAGCUCGGCCGUGACGGUGGAGUGGGCGAUCUCGGAGCUGCUGAAGAAGCCCGAGAUCUUCAAGAAGGCGACGGAGGAGCUGGACCGGGUUAUCGGGCCGAGCCGGUGGGUGAAGGAGAAGGAUAUACCGAGUCUCCCUUAUGUGGAGGCCAUUGUGAAGGAGACCAUGAGGCUACACCCGGUGGCGCCCAUGUUAGUGCCCCGUCUUGCACGAGAAGACUGUAAGGUGGAUGGGUAUGACAUCAAGAAGGGAACCCAAGUGCUUGUGAACACAUGGACAAUUCAAAGAGAUCCAUCCAUAUGGGAAAAUCCCAAUGAAUUUAAUCCAGAUAGAUUCAUUGGAAAGAAUAUUGAUGUGAAGGGACAAGAUUUCGAGCUUUUGCCGUUCGGGUCGGGCCGAAGAAUGUGCCCGGGCUACGCAUUGGGCCUAAAGGUGAUCCAAUCGAGCUUAGCAAAUCUAUUGCAUGGGUUCAAUUGGAGAUUGCCGGAUAAAAUGAAGCCUGCAGAGCUUAAUAUGGAAGAAAUUUUUGGGCUUUCUACUCCUAGAAAAUUCCCACUUGUUGCUGUAGCUGAGCCUAGACUUCCACUCAACCUCUAUAAUUCUAUGUGAAUUUUAUGCCUCGGUUUGGUUUUGGCCUUAUUGCAAUGUAAUAAUGGUGUUGUUAGUGAUGUGUUUUAAUAAAAUGAAGUAUUUAAAUUUUGAA
Messenger RNA from Salvia miltiorrhiza (redroot sage), 1825 nucleotides. RefSeq names its product trimethyltridecatetraene synthase-like. NCBI's taxonomy places the organism in Eukaryota, Viridiplantae, Streptophyta, Magnoliopsida, Lamiales, Lamiaceae. Gene Ontology annotation, molecular function: monooxygenase activity; iron ion binding; oxidoreductase activity, acting on paired donors, with incorporation or reduction of molecular oxygen. The coding region runs from base 202 to 1731 and encodes 509 amino acids. The record is from RefSeq and is a predicted model, not a curated record. The transcript has 3 exons.